AAGUAACAGAGAGGUCGGUGGAAGACGAUGGUGGAGAGCCGUAAGAGAGGAAGAGAAGCUCCGGCGAUAGGAAUCGAUCUCGGAACCACUUACUCUUGCGUUGCAGUUUAGCAGCCGCAGAACAACCGCGUCGAGGUCAUCGCCAACGAUUUAGGCAGCCGUACGACGCCGUCUUUGGUUGCCUUCGACGACGUUCAACGCCUCAUCGGCGAAUCUGCCCAGAACCAGGCCCUACUCAAUCCCUCCAAUACCAUCUUCGAAGUGAAGAGACUGAUUGGCAGAAAAUUUGAUGAUGCAAUGGUGCAGAACGACUUGAAGCUCUGGCCAUUCAAAGUCACAGCUUGCCCAGAUGGUGGCAGUGGAAAGAAGCCUAUGAUAAUGGUGACUUGCAAUGGUGAAGAGAAGCAAUUUGCUGCCGAGGAGAUAUCUUCAAUGAUCCUCCAAAAGAUGAAGAUUAUUGCUGAGGCAUAUCUAGGCAAACAAGUAAAGAAUGCUGUUAUUACUGUUCCUGCCUACUUCAAUGAUGCACAACGUCAAGCUACAAAAGAUGCCGGUAUCAUUGCUGGGCUUAAUGUCUUGCGUAUCAUCAAUGAGCCCACAGCUGCUGCAAUCGCCUAUGGUUUGGACAAGAAAGGAUCUGCAAGUGGUGAUCCUGCUGUAAAGAACAUACUGGUCUUUGAUCUUGGCGGUGGGACUUUUGAUGUCUCUAUUGUCAGGUUGGAGAAGGAUGUUUUUGAAGUCAAAGCAGUUAAUGGAGACACACACCUUGGCGGAGGGGAUUUCAAUAAUAGAAUGGUGAGCCACUUUGUAGCUGAGUUUGAGAGGAAACACAAGAAAGACUUGAGUGGAAACCCUAGGGCUUUAGGGCGGUUGAGAGCGGCUUGUGAAAGGGCCAAGAGAAACCUCACAUCAGCUAUUGAAACGUCCAUUAGCAUUGAGUGUCUCUUUGAGGGCAUUGAUUUCUCUUUGAGCAUAAGCCGUGCGCGGUUUGAGAAAAUGAAUUUGGAUCUGUUCAAAGAUUGCAUGGAACUAGUUGAAAAGUGUAUAAAGGAUGCCAAAAUGGAGAAGGGGGACAUUCAUGAUGUUGUUAUGGUUGGUGGGUCCACCCGGAUCCCUAAGAUUGAGGAACUGUUGCAAGAACUCUUCAAUGGAAAGAAGCUGUGCAAGAGUAUAAACCCAGACGAGGCUGUUGCCUGUGGAGCAGCUUUUCAUGCUGCAUCCCUCACUGGUGCUUGUUUAGGUGUGAAUAAGGAUGUUGUGCUUGUCGAUAUUGCUCCAUUAUCUCUUGGGAUUUGGGUGCAUGGCGGUGAUAUGUCUGUUGUGAUUCCGAGGAAUACUACCAUCCCUACAAAGAUGACAAAGCACAAUUACUCAACUGUUCAUGACAACCAAACAGGUGUUCGGUUUCGGGUGUUUGAGGGGGAAAUGCCACUAGCACAUGACAACAAUUUCCUGGGCGAAUUUUCCCUCCACAACGUUCCUCCAGCACCCAAAGGUGUUGCUAAGUUUGACGUUGAUUUUGAAAUCGAUGCCAAUGGCAUCUUGACCGUGUCUGCAGUACUAGUUGGCAGCAACAAUAGAGACCAGAUCACUAUAACCGAUCACAGUGCUAGGUUGUCAAAGGCGGAGAUUGAUCGGAUGGUGAAGGAGGCCGAGGAUUACAAGGCUCAAGAAGAGAAGCGCAAGAAGGCAGCCGUGGCUAAACAUGCUCUAGAGAGUUACAUUUACCACAUGAGGGACAUUUGUAGGGGAAAUAGGGUAGGGAUGAAAGACAGGAUAGCUUUGAGAGAUGCAAUUGAGAAGACGGUCCAAUGGUUGGACUGGAAUAACGUUCUCGAUGAUUCUACCAAGUUUGAGGAGAAGAAGAAGGAGCUCGAGGUCUUAUGUAAGUCUGUCAAAACCUGUGUCAAGCCUGAGAUUAUUGAGAUAUUGGACUGACAGUGGCAGAUGCUAUAUAUAGAGGUUUGAUGUCUUUUUGCACGUCUAUGCCAUGGGCUAGGCAUUAUGGGUAGUUGUUUGGUCUUUUUAUUUGUUUAGGGAGAUUAGCGUUCAGAUGGACGAAGUAAGAAGAUGAACAUGGCUAGGUUUUGUUUUUUGGAAAGCAUUUUAUUUAUUUUUUGUUUUAAUGCUAUUUCGAGUAUAAACAGUGUUUGUACAU
This is a messenger RNA of Cuscuta campestris, 2158 nucleotides long. The record is from the annotation of a GenBank genome assembly. NCBI's taxonomy places the organism in Eukaryota, Viridiplantae, Streptophyta, Magnoliopsida, Solanales, Convolvulaceae.